UAUUACAACUGCGUGCCUUUCGCUGGCUGCAUCAUGGUCGGACCCUCCAGCACCUGUCACUCACGAGUGAAGACCUUUGAGGAACUUCCUCUGGAAAUGACAUCACACAAGACACAUCAUGACAGCCAGACAGACAGUGGGAUGGUUUUGGCAUCAGAUGAGCUGGAGAGGUUUGAACACAUGCACAGAGGGGCCAUGUUGAAAAAUAUAUCAGCGGGCCACAGCACAGAACGCCUCAGUUCUCCAUCCAUGAGCAGCAGCACACUGCGCCCACCCUUCUUCAGCCAGCUCUCGGGCCAAACCUUCUACAACAACGAGUACGGCCAGCUGUCGGAGGAGGGCGUCAGCGACUUCUUCUCCUCGUCGGAUCAGGCCAUAUACCAGGGAGCCUGCCCGGCAACCGCCAACCUGUAACAGCACCGAUUGGCCAGCGGUAACCAGGCCCCACCCCCUCACAACUAACUGAGCUGAAGUCUAGCUUUGUAAAGUUCUCUUAGCAGCCACUGGGUGGCACCAUUAUGUCCAUUUCAAACCAAAAAAGUAUUUUAUCGCCUUAGUUACAUAUACCUUUUUACCUAGAGUGUAAACUUCUUUUUAUUUGUACAAAAAAAGAGAGAAAAGAACCAGA
Messenger RNA from Sinocyclocheilus grahami, 628 nucleotides. Its product is annotated as vascular endothelial growth factor receptor 3-like. The record is from RefSeq and is a predicted model, not a curated record. The coding region runs from base 34 to 414 and encodes 126 amino acids. The transcript is spliced from 3 exons. Lineage: Eukaryota; Metazoa; Chordata; Actinopteri; Cypriniformes; Cyprinidae.